Messenger RNA from Penicillium soppii, 1761 nucleotides. Its product is annotated as putative choline sulfatase. The transcript is spliced from 2 exons. The coding region runs from base 1 to 1761 and encodes 586 amino acids. The record is from RefSeq and is a predicted model, not a curated record. Lineage: Eukaryota; Fungi; Ascomycota; Eurotiomycetes; Eurotiales; Aspergillaceae. Gene Ontology annotation, molecular function: sulfuric ester hydrolase activity.
AUGACGACCAAAAAGCCCAACAUCCUCUACAUCAUGGCCGACCAGAUGGCCGCGCCCUUGCUAUCACUGCAUGACAAGAACUCCCCUAUUAAAACCCCCAAUCUGGACCGUUUGGCCGAAGGCGGCGUGGUCUUCGACUCGGCCUACUGUAACUCACCACUGUGUGCUCCUUCGCGCUUUGUCAUGGUCAGCGGGCAGCUUCCUUCUAAGAUCGGAGCUUAUGACAAUGCAGCGGACUUACCCGCUGAUACCCCCACAUACGCCCACUACCUCCGUCGCGAAGGCUACCACACUGCCUUAGCUGGCAAGAUGCAUUUCUGUGGCCCGGACCAGCUUCAUGGCUACGAACAGCGUCUCACGAGUGAUAUAUACCCCGGUGAUUACGGUUGGUCCGUCAAUUGGGAUGAGCCUGACAUCCGUGCCGAUUGGUAUCACAACAUGUCUUCCGUCAUGGAGGCAGGCCCUGUCGUGCGCACCAACCAAUUAGAUUUCGACGAGGAGGUUAUCUAUAAGUCAACUCAAUACCUGUACGACCAUGUCCGACAGCGUAACGAACAGCCCUUCUGUUUGACUGUUUCCAUGACACACCCUCACGACCCAUAUGCUAUGACUAAGGAGUUCUGGGAUCUGUACAAUGACGUCGAGAUCCCGCUCCCCAAGAAUGGAGCGAUCCCCCACGACCAGCAGGAUGCGCAUUCUCAGCGCGUGCUGAAAUGUAUCGACUUGUUCAAUAAGGAAAUGCCCGACGAUCGUAUCCGUGCGGCCCGCCGCGCGUACUACGCUGCUUGCACAUAUGUCGAUACCAACGUCGGAAAGCUUCUCCGUGUCCUGGAAAACACCGGUCUGGCCGAUGACACUAUCAUCGUUUUCACCGGUGACCACGGUGACAUGCUUGGUGAGCGCGGUCUCUGGUACAAAAUGACCUGGUUCGAGAACUCAGCUCGUGUUCCAUUCCUGGUGCACUCGCCUAAGCGCUUCACUCCCAAACGCGUAUCGGAGAAUGUCUCCACUAUGGAUCUCCUCCCUACAUUCGCCGAACUAGCAGGUGCCAAGCUUAUCCCCGAGCUACCCCUCGAUGGGGUCUCCCUGAUGCCAUACCUGACCGGUGGCGAGGGUCUCCGUACUGAUACCGUCUAUGGUGAGUACAUGGGAGAAGGCACCCAAGCUCCUCUCAUGAUGAUUCGCCGCGGCCGCUGGAAGUUCAUCACUUCCGUCAUCGACCCGCCCAUGCUCUAUGAUCUUGUCAACGACCCAGAAGAAAAGAUCAACCUGGCAGCCGGCCUUCCCGUUCCCUCCAAAACAGGAACAGAAAAACCAACUUCCCUUUCAGCCACCGACCUCCCAACACCAAACGAGACCCCUCGCGCCUCACCCAUCCCCCAGCGCGCAGCAGCCAAUACCGACUACCCUUUCCCAUCGCCCACACCCCCACGAACCCCCACCCCCACAAAGCUCCCUCCAGCCCUCCCCAACACAACCGACCCCGCUAAGAUCCUCGCAUUCUUCAUCGAAGAGACAAACAACCGCUGGAACCUCGAGCAAAUCCGCCAGGACGUCCUGCGCUCCCAGCGCCGCCGUCGCCUGGUCUACUCCGCCUUGAUCCAGGGCACGCCUGAUGUCUGGGACUAUGAGCCACGCGUAGACCCAAGCACACAGUACGUGCGCAACCAGGGCAGGGGUGCCCUCGAUGACGUGGAGAUGAUUUCUCGCUGGCCGCGUGUUCUCCAGCAGGCUGCUAAUGCCAACGGUGUGCAUGUUUAA